This is a messenger RNA of Cyprinus carpio (common carp), 2076 nucleotides long. Its product is annotated as proline-serine-threonine phosphatase-interacting protein 2-like. The transcript has 15 exons. Gene Ontology annotation, biological process: actin filament polymerization. Bases 456 to 1250 code for a protein of 264 amino acids. The record is from RefSeq and is a predicted model, not a curated record. Gene Ontology annotation, cellular component: plasma membrane; cytoplasm; actin filament. NCBI's taxonomy places the organism in Eukaryota, Metazoa, Chordata, Actinopteri, Cypriniformes, Cyprinidae. Gene Ontology annotation, molecular function: actin filament binding.
CGCUAAAGUUUGCGGGUGCGUUUUCGGUUCCACAGCAACUUUCGCUCUCUUGGACAGGCGUGAAAGAUGCGCAUUUAGCACCCCGGAUCUGUUUGAUUUCCACGCUCGAUGUGCAGCAGACCAUCACGUCUGUGUAAAAUCAGUCACAGCGUUAUUACAGCCUGAAGCGGAACCUCACAGUCACUUUCUGAGUCAGCAAACAGCAGGCGACACAAUGAGAGAACUGCAUUUCAAGGAUAAUUUUUGGAACACUGAAAUCAUCAGCACAGUUGGAUAUGACAGCAUCAUCCAGCACUUGAAUGACGGCAAGAGGACGUGCAAAGAAAUCGAGGAUUUCAUGAAGGCCAGCAGAAAGAAACUCAUACAGGAAUGAAACAACUUCAGAAGCCGCAAUAGAAGAAAAAUAUGCCAAGGAGCUGCUGGGUUUGUCCAAGAAAGUGUGUGGACACAGCGAAAUGAACACCUUGAAACGAUCGCUUGACGUUUUCAAAUUACAAACAGAAAAUGUGAGUUUGUCCCAUCUGCAUUUGGCCCAAACCAUGAGGGAGGAAGCAAAGAAAUUAGAAGACUUCAGAGAGAAACAGAAAGAGACCCGGAAGAAGGUAGAACAGCAUAUGGAUGCUCUUCAUAAGCAGAAGGCCGCUCAAUAUAAGAAAACGGCUGAUGCAAAGAAGACUUAUGAGCAAAAGUGUCGAGAUAAAGAGGAAGCAGAACAGAACAUGAACAGAAAUGCCACCACUAGCAGUUCCAAGCAGCAAGAAAAGCUGUAUGCCAAAACACAGCAAGCCAAGCAGACGGCAGAGGAAGCCGACAGGAUAUAUAGUCACAAUGUGUCCUUGCUGGGGAAGUUAAGAGAGGAGUGGCUGAACGAGCAUGUCAAAGCUUGUGAGUUUUUUGAGAAACAGGAAGUGGAGAGGAUCAGCACCCUGAGAAAUGUGGUGUGGACCCAUCUCAACCAUCUCUCCCAGCAGUGUGUCACCAGCGAUGAGCUCUACGAGGAAGUGAGGAAGUCACUGGAGCAAUGUAACAUUCAAGAAGACAUCGAGCAUUUUAUCAACCUCAGAAGAACUGGAGACAAACCACCAGCAUCUGUUCCAUAUGAGAACUUCUACAAUUAUCAGAGAUCAGCUCCCACUCGUUCACUUCCCACAGCUGGCAGGAGAGCAGCAGCACCUCCGCCACCAACUGCAGAAAAUGAUCCUUUAUACUCAACCGUAGCAGAACCAGGAUACAGCCUAAUACGAUACUAAUAAGAUUGUGACUCGGUAAGAAUGGAAUGUAACCUUGACAUACAAUUUACAAACAGUAUAAUAUUAAUGCUGGACUAAGUAAUAUACAGUUAAUAAUGUUGUUUAUGAAUCCCUGGAAUGCUCCCUUGAGGAAAUGGUGUUUAAGUUAUUCUGUUUUUUUUUUUCUUUUCUUUUUCAGUCUUUGCAAGCCCUUUAGCUGCUCAGUAGGAAUAUUGUGAAGGCAUUUGUUACAUUUUUCCUCAAGAGUUGAAAAGCACAUUGGUUACCUUCUAAAGCUGUUGCCAGCUUCCUCAUACCAUGUGCUGAGAAUAUAUUGUAGCCUGGCAUGAAGUGUCUCUGUAUAAAAAAAAAACAGUUAACUUGCUAACCGAAAAUCCACCCAUGCAGACACAGUGAGCUUUGACACUAUUACAUAGUCAUAAAAAGUCAAAUUCUGAAGUUCUCACUACACUGAUAACAUCAACAAACAACGUUGCAUAAAUAUUUGUAUUUUAUUUACUGUAAAAAAGAUGUACAAUUUUGCACCACUAGUGGCAUCAAAUGGAAUUGCAGUGUGUUUGAACAGCUUUAUUGGGCUCAACCAAUGGGGUGAGUUUGGAGGUGGAGCUAUCCGUUUGGUCAUCCAAUGGAAAACAGGAAAGGACCAGUUCUUUUGUCAUUAUUUUUUAAAAUUCGGUUUAGUGUAGCUAGUGGUCCAGAAAUUACACGCUUCACUUUUAAAGGCCACAAAAACAUAAUUUAUUUCUAGUGUAAAAUUCUACACACUGUCAAUACAGAGUCCUGCAUCACUGGAUAUAUUGCUUCAAUAAAUGUACUGUAUAUACGA